Molecule: messenger RNA, 852 nt
Organism: Diabrotica virgifera virgifera (western corn rootworm)
Lineage: Eukaryota; Metazoa; Arthropoda; Insecta; Coleoptera; Chrysomelidae
Exons: 5
Coding region: 1-852 (283 amino acids)
Biological process (GO): detection of chemical stimulus involved in sensory perception of smell; sensory perception of smell
Cellular component (GO): plasma membrane
Molecular function (GO): olfactory receptor activity; odorant binding
Source: RefSeq, a predicted model, not a curated record
AUGAAGACUCUAUCCAAAAAAAACCUUCGUUACGAAUGCUGUCCUGAAAAGGAUUUCUAUCCCGGGAGGAUAUCACAAGAGUACGAACUCCUUGGCAGAAAAUGUACCUGUAUAUUUUUGUCAGUAGCUACCAUUGGCAUCCUAGCGUCGUAUGUUCCUCCGACGCUGGUUGCACUACAGUACGAUGAAAAUGAUCCUGAUAGUUAUAUACCUGAUUAUAUGCCUUAUAGAGCUUGGAUGCCAUUCAAGAUCGAUGUUAGUACUAAGUCGUAUCUGCUAGCUGUGUUGUAUGAGGCAAUUCCCUUGUAUUCCUUUGCUUACAGCAUAAUCGCUACUGACUGCCUGUUUAUCAACAUCAUUAACAAUAUAACAAUGCAUUUGAGGACUAUCCGAGGGGCUAUGACUUCCAUCCGAGAAAGAACUGUAAAAAAGAUUAAUGGUCCGGACUUAACUCCUGAUGGUCUGUACAAUUCAAAGGAACUAAAUGAAAAGAUGAAACAAGAAAUGAAUAAAAUUAUUCAACACUUGCAGGAAGUUUAUCGGGUAUCUGAAGAUUUAGAAACCGUGCAUACUGGUGUUACAUUAGCUCAGAUAUUCUCUACAUUAUUUAUUAUUUGUUCUUGUUUAUAUCUAGUGUCAACGGCUGAGGAAGUACCAGAUUCCAUUUUUCAAUGUGACUGGUUAACAGCUGAUAAAGAUUUUAAGAAUUCUUGCCUUUACACAAUGGUGAGAGCUGGAAGACCAUUGGUUUUUACCGCUGGAAAAUUUGUACCACUUACUUUCGGUACAUACGUUUCUGUGAUGAAAGCAGCAUAUUCAACGUUUGCAGUGAUCAAGAAUACAAGUAAAUAA